AAUUGAUGUUUUCCCAUGGAGGAGGAGCCAGCUUCCUCCAUGAAGGGGAGACUAACCGUAAGGUGGGAGAAAUCCUUUUUUUUUCCAGAUUUUUUUUUUUCUUUUUUCAGUGGGAUAACAUCAGGAGGGUUUGUCUAGGCGAGCCAAUUAGGUCCCACCCCUGCUAUAGAUCGCUGCUAUAAUACAAAGCAGUAAAAGCGCUCAGCUCACACAAGCGACUGCAGUUUUAACCAGAGAUCCCGUGGCUUUUAAUUCUCUCACUACUUUUCUUUUUUUUUUUUAUCCUCUUUCAAUGUGCCCCGUUACUACCGUCAGACUGAGGCGCUCAUUUCCGCACCUGCCGCGGUAAGACACUAAGAGAAGCGGGUGGAAAGAGGAAAAAAGAAGAAGAGAGGAGACAAGGACAUCGGAGGCUUUGACAAAACAGCAGCAGCGGUUCCUCGUUUUUUCUUUCUUUUUUUUUUUUUUUUUUUUUUUUUUUUAGAUCUUUUUCGUUUAUGUUUAACAUGCAUCAGCGCUGGACCACAAUCGCAUCUGUGGCUCUCAUCUGCUUGUCCUUGGUGUCCUACGCGGUGGGAUGCGGACCGGGCAGGGGCUACGGCAGGAGGAGACACCCCAAGAAGCUGACACCUCUGGCGUACAAGCAGUUCAUCCCCAACGUGGCGGAGAAGACCCUGGGGGCGAGCGGUAGAUACGAGGGCAAGAUCACACGGAACUCCGAGCGCUUUAAAGAGCUCACCCCCAAUUAUAACACAGACAUCAUCUUCAAGGAUGAGGAGAACACAGGAGCAGACAGGAUGAUGACUCAGAGAUGCAAGGACAAACUGAACUCUCUGGCCAUCUCUGUCAUGAACCAAUGGCCUGGGGUGAAGCUGCGGGUCACAGAGGGCUGGGACGAGGACGGACACCACUUCGAUGAGUCCCUGCACUAUGAGGGCAGGGCGGUGGACAUCACCACCUCGGAUAGAGACAAGAGCAAGUACGGCACCCUGUCCAGACUCGCUGUGGAAGCUGGAUUCGACUGGGUCUACUAUGAGUCGAAGGCCCACAUCCACUGUUCUGUGAAAGCAGAAAACUCGGUGGCAGCAAAGUCAGGCGGCUGCUUCCCAGGCUCCUCCACGGUCACCCUGCAGGAUGGGACCCAGAAGGCGGUCAAAGACCUGCAGAUGGGCGAUAAGGUUCUAGCUGCGGACGGCCAUGGGAACCCGGUUUACACCGACUUCAUCAUGUUCAUCGACCGAGACUCCGCCACCAGCCGGACCUUCUACGUAAUCGAGACAGAUUCGGGCCAGAAGAUCACCCUCACUGCCGCGCAUCUCAUCUUCGUCGCGCACGAGAACUCCACGCAGUCUGCGGUGUUCGCGAGCGACGUGACACCCGGACAGAAGGUGUUCGUCCACGACGGGGAGCGGGAUCGGCUCGUGGCUGUGAACGUGAAACGGAUUUACACCCAACAGCACGAGGGCUCCUUCGCACCGGUGACGGCGCACGGGACCGUGGUGGUGGACCAGGUCCUGGCGUCCUGUUACGCGGUGAUCGAGGACCAUCAGCUGGCGCACUGGGCCCUGGCGCCGGUCAGGAUCGCCCACUGGGUGUCCUCGUCGCUGUUCAGCUCCAGGCCUAAGGUCAGCGCGCACAGCGAAGGGGUGCACUGGUACUCCAAACUCCUUUACCAACUGGGGACGUGGAUCUUAGACGACCACUCGAUGCAUCCACUGGGGAUGUCAGCAUAUCCAAGCUGAAAAAACCCACAGGAACAGAAUAAGACUCGAGUACAUUCGAUCUAUCCAGUAGAAUGACAUAUUAAAUAAUAAUAAAAUCAAAAUAAACGAAAAAAAAAGGCCCCAGUGGAGUUGGAAUAUUUAUUUCAGUGACUUUUCAAUGAUGCGUCCCCUUUCAAAGAAUGAAUGGAGCCUUAAAAAAAAAGAAAAAAUCCUCUUUGAAUAAUUUAUUCUCAUGUGAACUCUGCUGCUGCUGUCACAGAAAUGGAUUGUGAAAUGAUGCGAGCAGCAAAUUGUGAAUAAUCUAUUUUUGUAUAUCUCAACUGCAAAAAAAAAAGAAGAAAAACAAGAAAAAAAAGAAGAAAAUAAAAUAAAACAAAAAUGGACAGAGAAGAAGAUCACUAUACAUGUGCAACUGACUGUUAUAUUUUGGGGGUACAGAACAAACUUCGCGGGGUUCAAUAAAUUAUAUUUUUAUACACAGAAAUGUAAAUUAGAUUUGCUGCCGAAUCAUAUUUCGUUUUUUUUUUCUUUCUUUUUUUUUGAAAUAGUGUAAGAUAUGAGAAUAUAUUUUAAUUUAAAAAAAUACAGUAGCUUGGAAAGUAUUGGAAAUCUUGUACUGGUAUUUGUUUUAUUUUAUUAUUUUGAUGUCAUGUCUGCAAUUUCUGUUUUUAUUUUGUGUGUGUGUGAGUUUGUUUCUACUUUCUCUGUUUUCUCCUGAGGAAAAAAAAAUGUCAAAAAUAAACUGCAGAUUUUGACAAUUAAGAAACAGUAAAGAUAGUACUGAAACAGCUUCGUUAAAUAAAUUAAUAAGUAACUCCUGUAAAUGUACUAAAAUGUUUUUUUUUCUUUUCAUAUUUUGUAAUAGGGACAUAGUUUUCUAUAAAUAGAAAAUGACCUGCGGCAGAUGCACAUGUCUGGAUAGUCUCUACCAUACCAGUUAACUUUCAUAACGGGGCGAUGUGUCAAAAAAAUGUCUAGAGUUUAUUAUUUAUAUGUUUAUUACAAAAAUGAGAUAAAGAAAAUCUUCAAACUUGCA
This is a messenger RNA of Cyprinodon variegatus (sheepshead minnow), 2760 nucleotides long. RefSeq names its product sonic hedgehog (gene shha). NCBI's taxonomy places the organism in Eukaryota, Metazoa, Chordata, Actinopteri, Cyprinodontiformes, Cyprinodontidae. The record is from RefSeq and is a predicted model, not a curated record. The transcript is spliced from 3 exons. Gene Ontology annotation, molecular function: patched binding; calcium ion binding. Bases 498 to 1742 code for a protein of 414 amino acids. Gene Ontology annotation, biological process: intein-mediated protein splicing; smoothened signaling pathway; cell-cell signaling.